Messenger RNA from Ilyonectria robusta, 1283 nucleotides. RefSeq lists its product as uncharacterized. The transcript is spliced from 5 exons. NCBI's taxonomy places the organism in Eukaryota, Fungi, Ascomycota, Sordariomycetes, Hypocreales, Nectriaceae. Bases 471 to 1283 code for a protein of 270 amino acids. The record is from RefSeq and is a predicted model, not a curated record.
GAGGCUCUCACCUCUGGCCGUGGACGAGAUACCUCGGGAUUACGGCUUCUAGUUUUGGCGCCGAGUCCGUCGGAAGCUGCUCGAGCAUUGUCCCAAUGUUUUGGAAGGACAAAAAGCCGUGAUUCCUACUCCAACACCCGAUGCAUGGUUUUUGCAUCCUGUUUCUGACCAAUGACCAGAUCUUCUAGACGACGCCCAUGUUGUGAGGUUUGUUCUAAUUUGACUAUGAUUGAGUCAUUCUUGAGCUCGUUCUUUGGUCCGCCAACCAUGGCCGCAUUUACAAAGAUGGUAACCUCUUCCUCUUCAGCUUUCAGUAUUCGAAACAAUCGCGUCAACUUCUCCCACAGGUCAGGGGAGCGUUCAAUGAAUGGGGGCUGAAAUGCUAGGAUGAACAUGUCUUCGCGACAAGCCAAGUUCAGCCAACAGACCGAGAACAAAUCAUUCAUCAUUGCAGUUCGUCCGAUACACAAAUGUCUCAUUCUUCUCGAAAUACGCAGAAGCGCCCUUUCCCUGGCCGUGAGAACUACGAGUCCGGCAUUGACGCCUUGAAAUCCAUCGAAAGAACGAGAGCAUCACCUCCAUCCGGUCUGGAAGCCCUCACUGUCUUCCGUGCCAAGUCAGAUCCUUCAAAAAUCUGUCGUUUGUUGGGCGAGCCUCAACUUCAUGAGUAUAUUGUGGGACUCAUGUAUACGAUGCCGACUAAGCCUAGACUAGCUUGCUUGGAAAUGUUGGGCUCCUCCAGCAUGCUCUGUGUUGAGCAUGUCAAGUGCAUCAUGGAUUUCGUAACCCAGAACCUUCUGUUACAGCUCGAGUGGAUAUUCAUGGUGCCAGGCAUGCGAGGACGCUCUUCACUGUGUACCUUCUCUGUCAAGUUAACUGUCUGUCGAUAUGUGCUCUGCCUUCUCGAGUAUCUCUUCGCCAUGGAGCAGAAACGCGAGAUUCCUUAUGCUGAGGAGUGCAGGGUAGGGGAGCCCUUAACUACUCCACUUCAAACUCACGUCAUCCACUCCACGAGCAUUUUGAGUGGAGUGGUUUGCGACCCUGAACAAGGUGAUGAGCGACUAUUUGGCCGUGAAGAGAGGGGGGAAUUUCGGGUGGUCAUCCGCCAGGCUGCUGCUGGAGGAUAUGGCGUCCCUGGCACCGGUGGUAGCCUCACGGGCCUGAAGAAGGACUCGAUGAAGUUGGAGACAAACAGCUGGUCAAAGGUGCUUGCACGAGACGGCGGUUACCUUGGCGAUUGGUAUAACAGCCGGGCUCGUAUUCUCUCUCGUACCUUGUCUUGA